Brassica rapa (field mustard) is the source of this 1672-nucleotide messenger RNA. Its product is annotated as pectinesterase inhibitor 12. NCBI's taxonomy places the organism in Eukaryota, Viridiplantae, Streptophyta, Magnoliopsida, Brassicales, Brassicaceae. Gene Ontology annotation, biological process: negative regulation of catalytic activity. Gene Ontology annotation, molecular function: enzyme inhibitor activity. The record is from RefSeq and is a predicted model, not a curated record.
AACACACUAACGCAUAUAACACACGAUAUAUAUAUUUUACACACGAUGCCAAUAAAUCUCAAUAUUACCGUCGGGACGAUCUUCCUCCUCCUCGGCGUCUCAUGCCAAGGCGCGGCAGCGUUGAUGCCUUCUCUCAGUGAACCCUGCAUGGUGACAGAUUUUCCGGCAUUAUGCAGAGGCACCAUUAAUGGUCAAACGAAUGUGAACGCAGCCACUGAUGUGGCAAUAAGAGAGCUAAUGAAGCGGACGAGGCAUGCGAGAGAUAUCGCCAAGAAAGAGCUGAAAGUGCUUGACGGAGGAGUCGCGACUUGUUUGUCCAACUUCAAUAGCGCGUUUGAUAAUUUGGACAAGGCACUUAAGAACGUUAAGGAAAAUGAUGGUUUUAGCCUCAACAUUAACCUUAGCGCUGCGUUAACUGACUACGAUACUUGCAGCGAGGCAAUGAAGGGAAGUAAGGAGAUUAACGUCGUUUAUAAAUCAGCUGGCGUUUUGUACAAAAUGGCUGAUAAUUGCUUGGCGCUUUCUACCCUCGUUAAGCUUUAAUUUAUAAAGGAUAAAUGCGGAUUCGGAUUAAGAAAAAACAUAUUGAUUAUAUGGGUCUAUUUGUUUGUUCUAAGUUUUCUACAAUUUGGACGAAUUUCCUAGUAAAAAAAUAAAGGAAUAAACAGAGGAGGAAGAUCUUUUGUGUGUAUGUAGAUGGAAAAUGUUUGGACAUCAGGUUCUAACUCAAACAUACAUGUCAUCAUGACAUUAGUAAGAAUAUAGCAGUGUGAUACCGCUGAAUGAUUAUAAGUUGUACCACGAUACCAAUCAAUACCUUGCGUAAAAUAUUAACCCUCAAAACUGCAGUGCUGAAUCAACAGUUGAAGACAGCUUAAGCUACGGCUGUUAUUUUGACGCGGACCAAGCUAGCUGAACCGAACUGAUCCGACUUUUUUUUUUGUUUUUAAUUUAGGUUCGGUUACGAGUUCGGUUCGAUUCAAUAACAUUCUGUGUGAACCGAACUAAUAAAACGAACUGUCCAAACCGAACUAACCAAACGAACCGAACUCAUGGCUAGCUUACACAUUUGAGAGUAUUAGCGUUGGGCUAAAUAUCCGUAAAUUUAAAUUUGAUCAGUUAUCUGCUUCGAUUUAGUCCAAAAAUCCACAUAUCUGUUAUUCUGUGAAACAAAACAAAUACUAAUAUGCAAUAUAUAAAAAAACAAACUACAAAUACUUAUAUUUUAGGAAAUAUGUAUUCACUCCUAUCUGUUAUAUGCAAAUAUAUACAUGUAUUAAAAAGAUAUAAAUUAUAUAAUUAUUUUAUUUUUAUGUAAGUUUUACGAUUUUCAGUUAAAUUAAUUAUUUAGUUAUUAGUGUUUUAAAAUAAACAAAUUUUAUUUCUAGUAAGAUAUUAAUAUUUUGUUCUAUUUUUAAAUUAAAAUUUUAUUAGUAUAGAUUAAAUCAGAUACUCAAUCAAAAAUGUAGAUUAUCAGGACACCUAGCUAAUAUCUGAAUAAUUUCAGAUAAAAUCGGAUAGGAAAAUUUAUAAUCCAAAAGAAACAGAUCGAGUAGAAUAACUCCAAAAAUUUGGAUAUUAGCUCCCUGCCCACCCUGGAGUGUACUGAGGAGUCAAGAAGAUGAAACAGUGGAAACACACAAACCUGCGUGUAAAAGAAAGAGGAUGAAAC